Messenger RNA from Penicillium mononematosum, 1032 nucleotides. RefSeq lists its product as uncharacterized. The record is from RefSeq and is a predicted model, not a curated record. The transcript has a single exon. Lineage: Eukaryota; Fungi; Ascomycota; Eurotiomycetes; Eurotiales; Aspergillaceae. Bases 1 to 1032 code for a protein of 343 amino acids.
AUGACGCGUCUAGCAACCAUUUUCACAACGCUAUGCACACUCUACUCUCUCCCACUAAUCUCCGCCUGGACCUUCGUCUGGAGAAACGCUACCGACAACCCCACCCUCGAAAAGGGCACCGACGCACAGAGCUGCAAGGCUAUCGACCACCCAAAGGGGAAAUAUUUUAAGUUCGACGCCGAAGACAGUCUCUUUCGCAUCUACAUGUACGGCUCACCCAAUUGUACAGACGAUAAUAUCGAGAGCGCCGAGGACUAUCUCGCGAAGAACUCGACUGCUCCGCUUCGGGCGUUCGCAGUUAUUGAUCUAAGAGGGGCGAAUACGAGCACUGGUGGAGAACUCACGCCGUUUCCUGGAGCCGAAUGGUUCAAGUCAUCCCCCAACAGCCCCAUCGUGACUGCCAUGGGAGAGAGACUGGUGGCAGAGGACUGUGGAAAGUACCGCGUGGGACCGGGGCCGCAGUGGUCCGAGGUAGACCGCGAGUCCUACCAGUGUUGGCAGGAGAAGCUUGGAUAUACCGGUACGGAUGCCAAUGGCUGGCCAGGGAAGAUAACUUGGGAUCAACUCAAGGUGUCUCUGGCGGACGAGAACGACGGAGGAGGAUCUUCUAAGACCACGGAGACGCCGUCCAGUACGAUCAUGAGUACCGGGACGGGAACGCCGACAAGUACGUUAGUUCCGGAUACAGAUACCUCCUCGGGGUCGCCACUCGGCGGAGGGGAGAUUGCUGGGGUCGUUGUAGGCUCUGUGGCCGGGUUGGGACUUAUUGGGGCCACGUUCUAUCUCUCGCGGCGGAUAUUCCGGCACCGUGCUCCAGCGUCUGGAGAUGGAGAGGCAGAGCCAGAUCCAGAGGGUGGUGCUGUGGCAGCAGGAGAAUCGAAAAAGUCGGCGAGGGAGAAGCCGCCUUCAGAGGUUGAGUCGAACCCUGCAAAGAGUCGAAAGAAGUAUGUUUCUGAGCUUCCGGGAGACACGGCGGCAGCGGAGUUGAGUGAUAGUCGGAGGAUCCUUGAGAUUGGAGACAGUCGGACAUAG